This is a messenger RNA of Xyrichtys novacula (pearly razorfish), 6955 nucleotides long. Lineage: Eukaryota; Metazoa; Chordata; Actinopteri; Labriformes; Labridae. The record is from the annotation of a GenBank genome assembly.
UUUUUUUGCUUCUCCAUCUCACCGUGCACCUGCCUCAGUCAGCACGGCGAUCCUACCAGCUCUCCAUGGAUGGAAGAGGGACCGUCAGCCUCCGCACACAGAUUAACACAGCGGGCUCAAAGGGGCAGGGCAUGCUCUCUGUGUGAUGAGGACCAGCUAAUAAUCUCCCAUCAUGUUACUGCGGCACUGACUGCUACUACCUAAACGGCAGGAUGCGGGCUCCCCUGUAGAAACACACGCGUUGAGAUCACUUUAAUUUGGACUGCACCGACCAUCAUGCCUCCGUCGACUCGUCUGGGUCUUUUCUCAGGGUGAAGAGGCUCUGAAUGAAAACAGAUUGAAUGCACGCUUCACAAGUAGCUAUAGUCUUGCUUGAGAGACUCUGCAGAGCAAGGUAGUAAAAUCUCUUCCUCUUCCUAUUCCACGCCCUGUCAUUAUCAUCAAUAGCUGCCCAGGCAACCAUGUCCCCCCCAGCAUCGGCUGCGACAGCGAGUGAAAGCAGCACCACCACCGUUUUCGAGGAGGACACCAGAGAGGAGGUAUUAUUGUCGAGCAUCUCACAGGAGGAAGUGCAAUUUGGGUAGCGAUGUGUUUGUGGGAUCCUGACGCAGAGCACUCAUGGAUCCAUGUGUACAGUCAGUGUAACACGCUGUCGGUGAUCGUAUUUACCAGAGAUUUGCUCUUGUCAACGACUCUCUGCUACAGGCUCACACAGGAGAAUAUCUAUAAUAAUGCAGUGUAUAUUGUUAUAUACAGAAUAAAUGGUUGGGCACAUGGGGUUGCUGAUUUAAGAAUCUACACCUGCUUUCCAUGUAUCAUCUGCUCUAGUGGCCCAGCAGGUCUGAUCUCACCCUAAUAUCUCUCUUACAAUAACUAUAAAAUAACACACAGAGCUCCAAGGUAUUCUGUUUCUAUCCUCUGCUUGCACAAUGAUUGUCUGGGAACCACAGGGGGUAUCCAGUGUAAGGUUGUUACUACCUGCUGGUCUAAAUCUGCUUAUUAUGCCAAAGGUAGUAUGUUUUUUUUGUGAUCAACCAUAACCACAAUCAGAGAAAUGGUUUCUUCCUUACCUGAAAAGUACAAAGAAUUUAUCUUUUUGCUUUGUUGCAUGACUAGAAAAAUAGUUUAGUUUGCAGCAUGACUUGAAUCAAAAACUGAAAUGAAAUAAAUGCACAUUGACAAUUUGAGGCAUCAUCUAAAAUAAUAAUACAUUCUGUAUUAAAGAUUAGUGAUUGUAUGGUGGCCCAGGAGGUCAACUGCACAAAUGUUUCAUGAACAUGAAAAAGAUUUAACUGAACAAAUUUAUUUUUCACAUAAUUCAAAAACAUCUAAUGUGACACAAAAAUAUUUCAAGAAACAGAAAUAUUGCGUAAAUACAAAGUUUAUGUCCCCAAACACCAAAAAAUUUCAUGUCAGACAUACUUUCAUUAAAUUGCAAAAAAAAAAACAAAACAACAACAACAUAUAAUACAUACAGGCCUAUAUAUUUCUCGAAACACUUUAACAAUAAAAAAAAAUUUAUGCAUUUUCUCAAGUGUUUCAGGGUUUUGAUUUUUGCAAGCUUUUUUUUGCAUUUUCAUGUUCUGCACAUGACAUUUUUUUGGUGGGGGUUGUUUUUGUGGAGUUUAUGAAAUAUUUUUGUGGUAGUUUUUGAGCGUAGUUUUAUUAAUUUGUGUUUAUGACAUAUACUUGUGUGAAUUUUAAAAAUGUUUGUGUAGUUGACCCUCAGGGCCACCGUAAUCUUAAUUGGUUGACAGAGUAAACAGUAAUGGAAUGGACCAGCUAACCCAUUGAGUGAGCCAAUGUUAACUGUUAAAAAUACAGACAGAAUUAGUAAACAGUGUUGUAAAGUGCAUUAAGUCCUAAACUUCUUCUUUUAAAUAAAGGAUUGAUCAUAGAAUAUCUUUUUUUUUAUCGCUCUCUGUUUCUGUUUUGUUUUUGACUCUACAGCAAAGGCCCCUGAAGCAAUCUCUGAGCAAAUCGCUAUGCCGGGAGAGUUUCUGGAAAUGUCUGCUCCUGUCUGUUCUCAUGUAUGGCUGCAUGGGAGCCAUGGUUUGGUGUCAUGUCACCAAGGUGACCCGCUUCACCUUUGACAGGAAAUCCAUGAUGUACCAUGACAGCCCCUGUUCUGAUGGCUAUAUCUACAUCCCUCUGGCCCUCUUGGGCAUGCUGUACUUGGUCUAUCUUGUGGAGUGCUGGCACUGUCAUGUGAAGAACGAGCUGCAGCACAAGGUGGACGUGGAGGGUAUCUACGAGCGCAUUCAGAGGAUGCAGCAAGCCAAACCGUGCAUUUGGUGGAAGGCUAUCAGCUAUCACUACGUUCGCCGAACACGACAGGUCACACGCUACCGCAAUGGAGACGCUUACACGAGUACGCAGGUUUAUCAUGAACGUGUCAACACCCACGUGGCAGAGGCUGAGUUUGACUACAGUCACUGUGGUGUGAAAGACGUAUCAAAGCAGCUGCUGGGCCUGGAGAAGUCUGCACUCACAAAGAUGCGCUUCACCAAGUGCUUCAGUUUUGCAAACGUGGAGUCUGAGAAUUCCUACCUGACACAAAGAGCGAGGUUUUUCACUGACAAUGAGGGCCUGGAUGACUACAUGGAGGCCAGGGAGGGCAUGCACCUCAAGAAUAUUGACCUGAAGGAGUAUGUCAUGGUGAUGUCAGACCCGGAGAGACAUCCCUGGUAUCUGUCCCACUAUGUCUUCUGGUUUGCCUCAUUCCUCACUUUUUCUUGGCCUCUCAGAGUCUUCACAGAGUAUCACACUGCUUACGUCCACUACAGGGUUGAGAAGCUCUUUGGGCAUGAUUACCUCCCUGUGACACCCUGUGAAGAUCGACCAUAUUGGCGUCGAAUUCCUCGCGUUAACACCAUCGACAGCACCGAGCUAGAGUGGCACAUUCGGUCCAACCAGCAGCUGGUGCCCAGUUACUCAGAGGCUGGCUUGAUGGAUCUGGCCCAGUGCCCGUCCAGCUUCAGUGGGAUUCGUCAGAAUUGUGAGCGCUGCCACAGAGCCAUCAGCUGCUCCUCAGUGUUUUCCAGGAGCGCCUUGAGCAUCUGCACUGGUGCCAGCUCCCGCAUCCCUUUCAGCGGCAGUCGUUUCUCCUUGGCGCGCCGCUACGGGUCCCAGCGCAGCUUUUUCUGGAGGAGUGGCAGCUUAGAUGACCAGGAGAGUCCCAGUGAAAACACCCGCUGCCUGUCAGAGCGCCUCAACACAGAUGAAGAGGAGCCCCCAGACUAUGAGGACGCACUUUGCUACCCGGUGCUUAUUGUGCACUGCAGUGAGAAUUGCCACAACCACAGGUCGUUUCACAGAAAUGGCUCCUGUGUGGAGACUUCAUUAUGACUAUGCAGUCACUAAGAAAACACAGUGGCAUUUCUGUAGCAUAAAAACUGUUUGCACAUCUGAAGCAGAGUGUGUGAGAGUCUUAUUGUGAGAUACACACAGUUGUGCUGUGUUGUCACAACAAAUGCCUGAAGUCUGAAUGUGUGAAUCACCAAAGCAAUAACAGUGAUUAGUGAAUGGAGAAAAACGCAACAGAGGUGUGUCAACUUUUUGGAUACAAACUCAGAUAAUGUCUCUGCCUGGCUUUGAAAUGACUGUCAUUUUUCAUAGCUUGUAAGAUCUCAUAUGUACCACACAGACAAAAGUGAAACUGAAGCAGCAGUUACCUCAAAAGACCUUUCAGAGACCAAGGACAAGACUGGCAGGUUUAAUCAUCUUAUUCAUGCAGGAAAUUGUCGGUAACACAUCACAACAGAGCUGAGCGUUAGGAUAAGGUUGAUGCUGUUUGUUAUUGUCAGGACUGGUCAGCAGGAUCAGUUUAACCUUCUCUUUAUUAUAGCAAUAACUGUGAAGUCUAACAGCACCCUCUCAAAUGUAACAUAUCACAAAUACACAUCAGACUUUAUGAACCAAACCCCAAAAGGGGACGAGCGAGCUCCUGGAUGCUCUAUAGAGGAAGUUUGAAUUUUGUCAUUAUUAAUGUGAAUUGUUGUACAUAUCUUUUUUUUUAUGUACAUACUUGUUUUCAGUAACAUGCCUUGUUUAUUUCUACCUUAGGAAUUGUUUCCAAGUAUGCCUUUCAUAAACUGGUUAACACUUACUUUUAAAUAUCGGUUUUAAAAUUGACAUUAAGCAGGUAAAACUAUUUAAGACUGGAUAUGAGAAGUGGGUUUUAGUUGCUUUGGUGCCACUAGCUCAUAAUCAUGCAUUUAAAUACUGUGGUGGUGUGAUAGGCUGGUUUGCAUGCAAAGACUCUUCAAUUUAAGACAACAAAUGAUUUGCCCAAGUCUUACCGAGAUAAUUAUAAGCUGUGGAUCCUUCGGUACCUCACAAGUAUCAGUGCAUUAGAAAGUAUUUACCAAGAUAAUAUUUCCCUGAGAUGCAGGCCCAUAUUCGCAUCUAUUUUUCAACAAAUUAAUAGUAUUAAACAAGCAUGAGAGCAGUGACUUGCCUAUCAGGUGUUAAUAAAAGUCUAUGGUGCAGAUGGCAGUCAAAGCUGAAGAUCAGAGGCACUCUGAUGAAGUAAAAAAUCCUUUAUUUAAUAGGGAUAGUGUUGACGUGUUUCGACUCACCAGAGUCUUCGUCAGGACAUAAGUAAACAAAUUAAAGACACCUAUCAUUUGUAUUUAGGGACAUUUUGCAGAACAUACUUGGUAGAAAUGAAUUACAGUGUUCAUAAAUAUGAUUAAUUUGGUGCUAUAAUCACUUAAAUAAAAAUCGAUUGGUAUUAAUUCAUCUUGAAUGAGUCUUUUAUAGCUACAUAGAAGUGGGUGUACCUCUAUAAAGGCUGCCAUCUUGCACCGCCAGCAGAGACAAACUAACAACUAUGGAGUUUAAUACUUACUAUGCAUCAUAGGAGCUCCAUGUCCUAAAGAGCUACUAUCACCCAACCAGUGAGAGGGUUGAGCAGGGGGAGGUUUUGAACCUAGAAUCUAGCCGCAAGAUUAUAUUCCAAAAUAUUCCCAUUUGUACACACUGUACCUUUAAGGCAUUUGUGAGUUGAUUCAUUUGAAGGGCUCUACCAACUUCUCAUGUACAGGUUUUGUUCUAAAUGAUUUGAUAGAAAUUCAUGUGACUCACUCAGAAAACAAAUAGUAUUCACUUCCUCUGAGGUAACUGAGACUAUUGAGAAUGGAGAAUUUCACAUAAGUGAUGUGCUGCUUUUACAAUGAAUUCCUCCUUUGACUGUUGGUGCUAUAUGGGAGCUCCAGAAAGAAUUGUAUAUUUCUUAUUCAUGUCAAGGACCAACACAUAAAAGUACAGAAGAGUGGCUGGGCAAGGUAUCAAAAAAGAGAGGAGCAAGGUAUUUCAUCAUACGUUUUGAGAAUUGAUUCAAAAUUCUAUUUCUGUAGAAAAACUAAUGUGAGAGAAUAAUGGAAAAAUUGAAAAGGAAAGAUUUGUUUAAAUUUGGACAAUUUUCAAUAAUUGUCUUAACUUUCUUCUCAUAGAGUGAUCCUAAAUAUCAACAAAUCUUUCUCCUCUUAAGUUUAACUACAAGCUCAGACUAUCUUCUGCACGUUUGAAGAUCUUACUUUGGUAACACAGUGUUCCAGUCAGUAUCCACAAGGAAGUUAAACUGAAAAAAAGUUGAUGAAAACAUAUAAAGUUUUAAGUUGAUUGAGGUUUGAAUCUUUGUUGAAAAUCUUGUAAUUUCUGUGACCUCAAAAUGGAGCACUUACCCUGCAGUCAUAUGAGCCACACACUGAUUUUUCUAUUAUUGAUCAUCAAGCAAGUACAUUUCUUUUACUUAGACUGUUGUUCUACCUACUUCCAUGAGAAAACUUGCCGGCUGCUGUGCUGCAGACACAUUUACAUGUCAUCACGUUGGUCCUGUGAUCAGAAAAGGCAAGGAUUGGUUUACAUUGACUCUCCAUAUUAUGGAUAUUAUGGAUUUAUCUGCAAAAAAGAUCAUUACUUCCAUGCUCACAAUUGCAUGAAACUCUUCUGUGUUAUAAACCAUAACACAUUUCUGAAUGUAAACCACCAGCAUAUGAUAUACUGUAGUGUGUGUCCAUACUGUAUCUGUAGUAAUGAAUAAUGCUCCAUUUCUCAUUUGUAAAAUGGUGAUUUCACUCUGCAGUGUAUAUUGACUGUGCUAAGAGAAUGAAAGCACAACUCAGCAAGUCAAUAUCUUUUCUUAAGAGACUGUGGAUGAGAGUAUUUGACUUAUCUGAAGGUUUGCUUACUCUUUGGAGUAAAGUUUACAGGCAGUAUAUGCAAGGAUGAAAAUGCACUCAAGUUUUAAAAUGGACAAGAACUUUAUAAUAAUACUGUUUUUCUAUACCAUCUAACAGGUAUUUAUUGUAUGCAUCCUUGCAAAUAAUAUUUUGUUCUUACAUUGUUUCAGUACUGUAGUGACACAAGUAUUAUGCACUCAGAGUGACACUAUAGACAUUAUGAAUUGUAGUGAAGCUGAAUGUUGAUGUAAAUCCCCUUAAAGUAAAAGAGUAUUGAGGCUGUUAUAUCAGCUCAGACAUAACAACUAAGACAUAAAACAAUACACAACCAGUCUAAGCUUCUCGUAAAAGUGUUCAAACUGUUCUUGUUGUCAUUAUAACUAAACGGGCUGUAUAAAUAACUUGAUAACAUUUAAAAUAUGUAUUCAACUUAAUCUUAUGCUGGAAAAAUAAAAGGUGCAAUAAACUUCUGGGGUGAACCCAUGUGUAUUCAAAACUUUUGCUGAAACCCUGAAAGGAACUGCUUUAUGGGAACAGACACGUGAUUUUCAGCAACACAUUAACAUUUCACUGUGGCAAAUUUUUUUUGUUUGCUGAAUUCAGAGUCUGUGAUUGGUUCAGGGUUUUCAGUAGUUUGCAUUUAGUCUCAUUUAUGUUGCCUGCUGGGAUGAAAUUCUCAAAAAAUAAAUCAUGAAUUUAAUCAAUAAUAGCCGUCAUUUUCUUGUCAGGGAAUUGACAUCAAUUGUUUUAAGCCAAAACCCCUUUGUUAA